Molecule: messenger RNA, 1728 nt
Organism: Cavenderia fasciculata
Lineage: Eukaryota; Evosea; Eumycetozoa; Acytosteliales; Cavenderiaceae
Product: RING zinc finger-containing protein
Exons: 1
Coding region: 1-1728 (575 amino acids)
Molecular function (GO): protein binding
Source: RefSeq, a predicted model, not a curated record
AUGGCUGCCAUCUCACCAUGUCUCAAGGGAACCACCUCUCCAAGUAUCCUCAAGAGUUCGCCAUCCUAUCAGUCUCUUCAUUCGCCCGGACUCUCCUUUUCUACAUCGUCCAUCCCAUCGUCUCCACCACUCCCAGCACACUUUAACAAUGACUAUUACAUCAAGGUGAUCACUGCUCUCUUUAGCAAAUACUCGAAUCUCAAGGAACUGGAACACGGAUCAAACGAAAUACUCAAUGAACUAAUCACCAAUAUCGAGUGGAAAUGGGAUCCAGAAUUCCAAUUCCCACAAUUAUUUAGAGCUGCUCAAAAUCAACUUCAACAACAACAGUCACAACAAUCGUCGUCUCAUCCAAAGUCACCAAAUCAUGUAGUAUCAUCUGCCAAUAUUAAAAAAUCACCAAAUAAUCAAUCACCAGUUGGAUCUUCACCAGCGCUCUCUUCUAGUCAUAGUCCAAAGAGAGGCAAUGAAAGUCCAAAGAUGGUCAAAUCAAUCUCUUCAUCUUCCUCUACCUCCUCCUCUUCCACCUCACAAAAACCAUUUAUUCCACCUCUUUCAUUUGACAAGGCAGCUGUUACCAAGUCUACUCAACAAACACCACCCAUAUCACCAGGUGGUAAGAUACAACAACAACAACAACAACCAAUCAAUGUAACUAAUCAAAUGUUACCAUUGUCUCAGUCGUCUGUUUCGAUUCCAGCCACCACUGGUCAAAAGGUAGUUGUUAAAAAGAACCCAGUCUUUGGUAAACUACUCACUCGAAAGGACUCUUCUAUUAGCAAGAGACAGUAUUUCCUCUAUGCUAUUGGAGGUGAACAUAGCGAGGGAACCGUUGAAGUGUAUGACAUUCAAAGCAACCGUUGGAAAUUUGUAUCUCAAAUGCCAGUGCCAACAUCCGAGUUUGCUUCAUUCUAUGACAGUCAAAACUCAAUCUAUUGUAUUGGUGGCAAGUCGACACCCUACCAAGUGAGCAAGUACAACACUGAAAAGGAUAGUUGGGAACAACUCUCACUCAAACUCAAGACUCCGCGUGUUGGUCAUUGUGCAGUGUUUGAUGGUCGUAGAUUUGUCUAUCUUGUUGGUGGCGAGGGAUCGAGCGCAGCCAAGCUACUUGAACGAUUGGAUAUUGUCACAAUGCAGAUGACAACACUCCAACCAAUGAAGUAUGGUCGUCGUCACUUUAACUGUUUCUUUGAUGGCAACAAACUCAUCUAUGCAGUCGAUGGUUACUCGUCCAAGGAUCAAGAGUCAACGAUCGAAGUCUAUGACAUUGAAACUGACAAGUGGUCCGUUUUGACCACCAUCCAAACACCUCGAUACAUGGCCAGUGUCUCUUAUGACGGUUCUCGAUACAUUGCCAUCAGUGGUGGAAUCAACAGAUGUACCGCUCACGACGUCCAACACAUUGAACGAUUCGAUACUCAACAACAGACAUGGGAACGUUUGGACGAAAAGUUCUUUACCAACCAAUCUGCUGCUGCUUCAUCGAACCAAUCUGCCCCACAAUCGCCAACACUUCAAGCUACAUCGUCACUUUCAAAGAAUCGUCUCCAACUUUACAAUUCAACCGUUUUUGAUGGUGAACAAUUUAUCUAUUACUGUGGUUUAGGAGUCGAUGAAAGUCGUCCACUCCUCUAUCGUUAUAAUAUUCGUACCAAGAAAUUUGAUAAACUUGCAUCUCUUCAACAUAUGAGAUUAACUAAUCAACUUGUUUUAAUUUCAAAAUAA